Messenger RNA from Colletotrichum graminicola M1.001, 1260 nucleotides. Its product is annotated as NAD dependent epimerase/dehydratase. NCBI's taxonomy places the organism in Eukaryota, Fungi, Ascomycota, Sordariomycetes, Glomerellales, Glomerellaceae. The record is from RefSeq and is a predicted model, not a curated record. Gene Ontology annotation, molecular function: dTDP-glucose 4,6-dehydratase activity. The coding region runs from base 1 to 1260 and encodes 419 amino acids. The transcript has a single exon.
AUGGCCUCGCCGACCUACACCGUCCUCGUCACCGGCUCCUCCGGCCACCUCGGCGCCGCGCUCAUGCUCACCCUCCCAUCCCAGGGUCACACCCCCCUGGGCCUCGACAUCCGCCCCUCCGAGACGACGACGGUCGUCGGCUCCGUCACCGAUCGGGCCCUCGUCGCCUCCCUCCUCGCCCGCCACUCCUCCAUAGUGCACAUCGUCCACGCCGCGACCCUGCACAAGCCCCACGUCGAAUCCCACCCGCCGUCGGCCUUCGUGGACACGAACAUCACCGGCACUCUCGUCCUGCUCGAGGAGGCCGAAGCCGCCGACGCCGCCGUCGCCGCCGCCGAUGGCGGGCCCAGAAAAGGCGGCCCCUCGCGCAUCCGCUCCUUCGUCUUCGUCUCCACCACCUCCACCUUCGGCGCCGCCCUCGCCCCGGCCCCCGGCCGCCCCGCCGCCUGGAUAGACGAGUCCGUCGCCCCCGUCCCCAAGAACAUAUACGGCGUCACCAAGCGCGCCGCAGAAGACCUCUGCGCCCUCGCCCACCGCCGCCGCGGCCUCCCCGUCGUCGUCCUCCGCGCCGCCCGCUUCUUCCCUGAGGCCGACGACGACCCCGACCGCCGCGCCAGCCUCGCGCCCGCCGACGACGGCGCGAACCUCAAGGUCUGCGAGCUGGCCUGCCGCCGCGCCGACAUCGCCGACGUCGCCUCCGCCGUCGCCUGCGCCAUGGAGAGGGCCGUCGCCGUCGGGUUCGGCACGUACAUCAUCUCCGCCCCGCCGCCCUUCCUGUCGCGGUUCGCUGGCGGCGGCGAGGGCGGCGGGGCGGCGGGCGGAGGACAAGGUUUCCGAGAAGGUCCUGGCGGAGGAGAUGGUGGAGGGGGGCAAGGUUUUGGAGAAGAUUCUGCCGGAAAUCUUGGAGAGCUUAGAUCAGGACAACAAGCUUUUGGAGAUGCAGCCGCGGAGCCGGUGGCAGCAGCGGCGAGGCGCACGCUCCUCCGGCGCUUGGACGGGGACGCAGGGGCCGCGUUCCGAGAGUCGGUCCCCGGAUGCGCGGCCGUGUUCGAGAGCCUCGGCUGGGGGUUUCUGGGGCGCGUGGACCGCGUGUACGAUUCUUCCAGGGCGACCAGAGACCUCGGUUGGACGCCCGAGUGGACGUUCGAGAAGGUCGUCGAGAGGCUCGCGCGCGGCGAGGACUGGAGGAGCGGGCUGACGCACAGGGUAGGCAAGAGAGGCUACCAUGCCGUGCCGACCGGCGUGUAUACCACGCGGUGA